Messenger RNA from Aspergillus oryzae RIB40, 1218 nucleotides. RefSeq names its product tryptophan synthase subunit beta. The coding region runs from base 1 to 1218 and encodes 405 amino acids. Gene Ontology annotation, cellular component: cytoplasm. The transcript has a single exon. Gene Ontology annotation, biological process: L-tryptophan biosynthetic process. The record is from RefSeq and is a predicted model, not a curated record. NCBI's taxonomy places the organism in Eukaryota, Fungi, Ascomycota, Eurotiomycetes, Eurotiales, Aspergillaceae. Gene Ontology annotation, molecular function: tryptophan synthase activity.
AUGCCGGACGCUAAACCUUAUUCCCAAAGCUACCCCGACGCCGAAGGGUAUUUCGGUCAGUUCGGUGGCAAGCAUUAUCCUCCUGAGGUUCAGCCUGCACUAGAAGAACUGGCCAACACAUAUCAGGAGCUGCGUCAAUCACCGGAAUUCCAGCGCGCCCUCAACAAGGCCCGAAUCGGACUUCAAGGGCGGCCAACGCCGGUCCAUUAUCUCGAAACUAUAUCGAAGCAGGUCGGGGGCGCUCAGAUCUACGUUAAGCGCGAGGAUUUGAAUCACACAGGCGCGCACAAAAUCAAUCACUGCGUUGGCUUCGCCCUCCUGGCCAAGAAACUCGGUAAGACGAAGUUGAUAGCGGAAACGGGGGCCGGUCAGCAUGGCGUCGCGCUCGCAACUGCGGCGGCCUAUUUUGGCCUGGAAUGUGAGGUUCACAUGGGCGAGAUCGAUGUUAGUAAACAGAGUUCGAAUGUCGGUCGCAUGCAGCUGCUCGGCGCACGCGUAGUGUCUGCAACCGCUGGCCAAUCGGCUCUGAAGGAGGCCAGUGACUCCGCGUUUAAUGCAUAUGUAGAGCAGCAUAAGCAUGCGCUAUAUGCGAUCGGAUCGGCUAUAGGGCCUCAUCCCUUUCCCUUGAUUGUUCGGGACUUUCAGAGUGUGGUGGGUCAAGAGGCCCGUGAGCAGUUCCUUUCGAUUACGAAUGGAAGCUUGCCUGAGCAUGUUGUUGCCUGUGUUGCGGGUGGCUCGAAUGCGAUGGGCAUGUAUUCGGCUUUUCUUGAUGAUCGGGGGGUCAUUCUGCAUGCAGUGGAACCACUGGGCAAAUCCGAUGAGCUGGGUCAGCACGCCGCCACGCUAUCCUAUGGUAAACCGGGAACAUUGCAUGGUGCUCGGUCGAUUGUGCUGCAGCAUGAUGAUGGUACGCCUGCGAAUGUCUCAUCCGUGGCAUCUGGGCUCGUCUACCCUGGCAUCGGCCCGGAGAUGGCGAUGCUCCAUGAAGCCGGUCGGAUUUCCGUCGCAACAAUUUCCGAUGAGGAAGUCAUCAGUACCUUUUUUCGCAUGGCAAAAUUUGAGGGAAUCAUCCCUGCUCUGGAAAGUGCGCAUGCGGUAGCAUUCGCGAUCCGAUUGGCGUCGCAGCGCCCUUCGUCCGAACGCAUACUGGUCAAUCUUUCGGGGCGCGGUGACAAAGACGUUGAAUACGUGCUUCAGAAUUAUGGUACUGGGCAGUAG